This is a messenger RNA of Melampsora larici-populina 98AG31, 426 nucleotides long. RefSeq lists its product as uncharacterized. The transcript has 5 exons. Lineage: Eukaryota; Fungi; Basidiomycota; Pucciniomycetes; Pucciniales; Melampsoraceae. The coding region runs from base 1 to 426 and encodes 141 amino acids. The record is from RefSeq and is a predicted model, not a curated record.
AUGUUAAAACUUCAGACAUACUUUAUUCUGGCUGUUGCCGCUAUGUCUUGCACUGCUCAAGACUUAACUGCAACGCUAAACUGUGGUUCACCACCCCAGCCGAUUGAUGAUAAUGCUUGCCAAACGGCUUUAACACAGCUUGCACCGUAUGUAAAAAAUAACAACCUCGUUCGCGAUGAAUCAGCAUUUCAAGUGUCUUGCGCAGGCUGUAAGCUUACUAUUGGAACAUCAAAUGGUGGAAACCUGAAUGUUCUCUAUGAAAAAGUUCAAUUAGGACUGAACAAUCUCCUGGCGGCAUGCCCACAAAAAGGUGCCUCUCUUGGCAUGUCAGCUGGCUCUACCAACACCAACCCAAACACCGAUACAGGUGCUACGUUGACUAUCAGCUAUCCUACUACAAAUCCAGAUGGCUGUUCAAUCAUUUAG